Aaosphaeria arxii CBS 175.79 is the source of this 1690-nucleotide messenger RNA. RefSeq names its product carbohydrate-binding module family 50 protein. NCBI's taxonomy places the organism in Eukaryota, Fungi, Ascomycota, Dothideomycetes, Pleosporales. The record is from RefSeq and is a predicted model, not a curated record. The coding region runs from base 314 to 1636 and encodes 440 amino acids. The transcript is spliced from 4 exons.
CUCAAAUCCUCUUUUUUAUGUUGGGGAAUCAACUCGUUGUAGAGGAGAGUAGGGACGGGAAGUCGGAUUGUCCAAUAUAUCGAACGCAAUUUAUUCCCCGUUCGUCUUACUACGGGCGUAGCUUUGUUGAGGUGAGGACUGGCAGGCCAUUGAAGAUUGGAGAUUAGAGGUGGGACACAAUUGAGGGAAGUAUAAAAUGGUAAAAAGCUCAACUCGCCCCGGAAUUUGUACUACACACGUACUGUGAAAGAGUCAUAUCCGACGUACCAGGUACACUUCUUUUGGCUGUUUGUUGGAAUUGGUCGAUAGAAAAAUGGUCGUGUUACGCUUCACUGUCGUCUGGCUAUUAGCCGUCACAUCGACAGCACGAAGCCUCAAACGAUCCAACAGUCGUCGUCAGGAGGGCCCCGUCGAUCCAGACACCGCGAAAGAUUGUACAUACUACGACACUGCCCUCGACAGCUCGUUCACAUGCAAGUUCUUCGAGGACAACUGGAUAAUCUCUCACGAGGACUUCGUAGACUGGAAUCCAAGCGUGAAAAGCGACUGCAGUGGCAUCAAGAUCGGCAACUCGUACUGCGUAGAAGUCAACAACGGCCUCCCACGCCCAACUUCCAUCAAACCCACCCCUACACUCCCCCCAUCCACCACCAAACCAUCAUCCACCGGCUCCCCAAAACCGAGUCCCACGCAGGACGGCCUCAUAGCAACCUGCAACAAAUUCUACUUCGCAAUCGCCGGCGACACAUGCAACAAGAUCGUCUCCGCACAGGGGAUCUCCCUCGCAGACUUCCUCGCCUGGAAUCCAGCCGUUGGCGACGACUGCAGUGGCCUAUGGGCAAAGACCUACUACUGCGUCGGCAUCCCUGGAGGCGGCAGCAUAACGACUCGUCCUCCUACCCCUUCGACAUCCUCGGGACCCAGCAAGCCCAGCCCAACGCAAGAUGGCCUCAUAGCUACGUGCAACAAAUUCUACUUCGCCGUCGCUGGCGACACGUGCAACAAAAUUGUCUCCGCCCACGGUAUAUCGCUCAGCACCUUCAUCGCCUGGAAUCCCGCCGUGGGCGACGAUUGCAGCGGCCUGUGGGCGAAGACGUACUACUGCGUCGGCAUCCCCGGCAGCACCCCUUCUCCUUCUUCGUCGUCGCCGCCCAAGACGACGACACCGGCGGGACCGAGUCCCACGCAAGACGGCAUCGCAAAGGAUUGCAAAGUGUUCUACAAGGCGAAGGGCGGCGACACAUGCCAGAAGAUCGUGGAUUCGUACGGCGGCACGUUUGGCCUGGCGGACUUCUUGAAGUGGAAUCCGGCGGUUGGCAGCGAUUGUAGGGGGUUGUUGGCUGAGUACUAUUACUGCGUUGGAAUACCCGGAACACCAACAACCAAACCACCCACCACCCCCUCCUCCACCGCCCGUCCCCCGACAACCACAUGCAACCCGUCCGCGCCGACUCCCACGCAGCCCGGCGCGCUCUGCGGCUGCAAAAAAUGGCACAAGGUCGUUCAGGGCAACACGUGCGCGACCAUCAUCCAGCAGUAUGGGAUCCCGGCCGCCAACUUCUACGCGUGGAACCCUGAGGUUGGGGAGGGGUGUAAGACGCUUUGGAGGGACUAUUAUGUUUGUGUUGGGCGGUAGGGGGUGUAAGAUUGAUGGGAUGGGGUGGGGUGGAAGGUAUUGUUUUGAAUUUGC